AUGCUUCGCUGGGUUCUGACGCUUGGCGUGGUCUUGGAGGUGAGCGGGAACUCGAUGUACAUCGCCAAGCUGUGCAAGGGGCGGACCUGCAACGACCUCAAGUUCCCCAUUUUGGACUACGACGCUGCCACCAAGACCUGCGUUUGCACCGCGCACCCCUGCUGGAACGAUAAUGGGCUCCAGCACAAAUGCCCCGGGGAGAAGCAUGAUGACAAGUUUCUGACAUUCUUCUACGAAAAGUCGGGCAAGCUCAACUGUGGCUGCAGCAAGGAGCCAGACUACAAGUCCCUGUACCUGAGCAAGGAGCUUUGCCCAGGUGAGCACUGCACCCCUGAACAUCCCAUCCUCGACUAUGACCAGGACACAAAGACCUGCAUUUGCCGGACGCAUCCUUGCGGAGACAUCGAUGGGCUCACGCACACGUGUCCCACUGAGAAGUUUCCGAUCUUGCGGUACCGUGUGGAUGAGGAUGAGCAGACGAAGGAGUCAAAGAACGUUUGCGAGUGCAUCGCCCCGAUGCAUGCGCCCAAAGAUGAGCUGUGA
Durusdinium trenchii is the source of this 543-nucleotide messenger RNA. Lineage: Eukaryota; Dinophyceae; Suessiales; Symbiodiniaceae. The record is from the annotation of a GenBank genome assembly.